Parathielavia appendiculata is the source of this 831-nucleotide messenger RNA. RefSeq lists its product as uncharacterized. NCBI's taxonomy places the organism in Eukaryota, Fungi, Ascomycota, Sordariomycetes, Sordariales, Chaetomiaceae. The transcript is spliced from 2 exons. The coding region runs from base 193 to 747 and encodes 184 amino acids. The record is from RefSeq and is a predicted model, not a curated record.
AGGUACUGCAGAACUUGCGAACGCCUUCCAUUAUGUUUCUUCUCGCGUGGAAAGAUUCCUAACUUGCUCACGGCGACGGCACCUCCAUUGAUGUGCAAUGUUGAUCAUACCGGUCUUUGGUAGUUACUGGGCCUACUGAAUGCCCCUGAGUCAGGGCAAAGGCAAUCAGACGCUGAGGAUGUGUCAUUAGGGAUGACGGGAAUGCCCGCAGUACAUGAACAUAAGGGGCGGACCAAUGUGGGGCACAACAAGCCUUGGAAAUGCCAUGGAGAUAAGGCAUGCUUCGCCAUGUUCGGUAAUUGGUCGUGUGCUCGAGAGAUGGCGAGAGGCAGCAAACAAGCUUGGCAAAUCUUGGUCGACGAUCAGGAUACCAGAUUAUCUGGCUUGGCCAUCAUUUUUUUUGACCUUCAUCAGACCAUUAUGAAUUCGACUUCACUGGUCACUUGUUGCAGCAGACUGAUGACCGGGUUAUACCGGCAGCUCGAGACGAGGCACCCGUCUGCAAAUGAAGCCCUCAAUUAUCCAUUACCUACCUACCUUACCCUGGGCUCGCCCACUUACCGGGUGACGCGGCUGUUGCUCGAAAGUCUCGCGUGCCCGGCGCAAUUGAGGCCUCUGAUGAAGGUGGAGGAGGAUUGGGGCAUGCUCCAUCCGCCGAGCCCGAGGUCAUAUCAACCUGGAAGAAUCAAGUAUACUUUCCACCCCUUGUCAAAUCACGGGCAGACCCGUAUCGUCAUGCUUUUUUGAUAUGCAACCCGGACCGCCUUGUUCUCAGACCUGCACUUGUAACCCCAUGUUCAUUCUCUUUCGGCCACGUCUCAUUCUUAUGCU